AUGUCUCUCAGGCAACUAUGCAAAGAAACUAGUAAACGGCCGUCAAAAGUGUUAUUGUAUUUUCCACAAGAAAGGACUACUGGUAUCGCCCCUUCAAGGUUGAUUUUGGGUAAAAGCUUAGAAUACAAAGAAGGGAGCAUGGUGACAGUCAACUGGGAGGGCAAGAAGAUACAAGCAGAGAUUAUAGCUAUGGGUGGUAAGUCUUACAACCUUUCCUUUUGAUAAUUCUUCGCUGUUCAGUCAUUUUUUUCAUGGGCUCUUCACACAUCUGCACUUAUUACUGCGCGAACUUACCCUCAUUGUGUCCUUGGUUACAGAUAACGAAGAGAUUCUCAAUCAAAAAGACACUGAGUGGUCAUCCAAGUUCAUUUCUGGAACUGAACCCGAUCCAAUUUCCAAUCAGUCCAAACUACCAGUCGAAAAACAGGAAGAAAGCCAGCAGCCACGGAAAACUCAAGUCAAUUCAAGUAUUCAUAAGGUUGGUCGUGUUGAUUUGGAAAGAAAAAUUCCACUUGUUAACGACACCAUGUAAUUGUCCAUUAAGUAAUAGAGAACUUGGGCUGAAUCAAAUCGAAUUAUAUUUCACGCAUAGAAUUGAUUUGAGCUGUGUAGGGAGUUAUAGUCGUUUCAUCAACGUUCAGCUCGCAGACUACAUUACACGUAUUUUGAACUGUUACGUAAACUUAAUGUGGUACGUAAUAAAACUUGAGUGCGAGACGGUUACAUUCUCAUCAGAAGAUUCAGAACGUAACAAGUGCAUGCUGAAAUUUGUACUGAAUUGAAAUUUAACAUUAUACCGGUUACGUUUGUGAGGCAUUCAUGACAGUUGAAAUUACUCCUUCCGAGGUUGAUAGUAGUCCGAGUCAAUUGUAUGAAUCUGAGUCGUCAUAAAACGCCUACGAUAUUUUGUUUUUCGGGGGUCUUACAUUUGGUAUUUCGUUGUGUUUAUGAAGAUGCUUUUAUUCCUAGGAAAGAUCAGUGACUUGUGGGGAUCCAUAUAGUGCGUUUCUGGCUGAGCAGAAAAAGAGAGAGGUUGAAUGGGCUACUAAUCGAGCCAACAAGAAAGCGAAAUGCACGGCGACCACAGAAAAAGAUUUGGAGGCCGUAAACCAGCAGUUAGCCGCCAAGGAGGCUGAAUGUAAAACCCUGAAGGGACAACUCGACAACAUUCAGCUUGCCAAUGUCUCUGUUGUGGAAGCUGUGCAUAACAAAGUACAGGAAAGCGUCUGCAAGGUAAGCACAUUGAUCAAUGUUAAUCUGAAUUUUCAAAACUGGAUGAAGAAACAUUACAAGAAUACCAUUGUCUCAUUUUCUACUUUAAAGAUGUCAAUAUAACUAAGGUUAUGAUUGCGAAUUGCAUGUAAGUGUUAUUUUGAUAGGUUCUUCCAAUUUCCCUUAUCACACCAAAAUUUUAGAAUUAUUUUUAACUGGUGGCGAGUAAGCAGGCUUAAGUGUUAGUAUCUUAUAAGUACCUAUGGAACUAACACAAAUUACAUUUCUACAGAUGAUGGAGACAUUACAGGACACACUGUCUGCAAUAGAGGAUAACAUGUCCCUUAGACUAAACAAGAUUUAG
Messenger RNA from Pocillopora meandrina, 1576 nucleotides. Lineage: Eukaryota; Metazoa; Cnidaria; Anthozoa; Scleractinia; Pocilloporidae. The record is from the annotation of a GenBank genome assembly.